UUUUCGUUUAGCUUCGGCUACGUGUGGGUGUGACAGCUCGGCGUCAAAAUGGCGGAUACCACAAUCGUCCAACUUCUCGCUCUUGUUGUGUUUGUUGUUGCUCUGGUCAGCGGUGAAGAUGACCAUGGCACGAAUACUGUCAGCUAUGACAAGAAAACCUUUGAGGCCGGCAUUGCGAAGGGCCGGAAUUUUGUGAUGUUUUAUGCACCUUGGUGUGGCCAUUGCAAGAACCUGGCUCCGACAUGGGAUCAGCUGGCCAACGUUUACAACAAAAAAGCCACCAGUCCAGUGGUGAUUGCCAAGGUGGACUGCACGGUACAGACAGGCCUGUGCGCCGACCACGAGAUCGUAGGUUUCCCCACCCUCAAGCUGUUCGAGGCGGGCGGGGAAAGCCACAAACGCUACACGGGGAAGCGCGACCUUGAGUCUCUGAAGGCCUUCGUUCAGGACAACCUGCAGGGGGAAGAAGGAGAGGCGGUAGAGCAGGCCCCUGAAGGCAAGCCCGAGGUUCCCGAGCCCAAAUCUGCCCUGGUCACCCUGACCGACGACACGUUCGCCGAGCACGUUGCUGAGGGCGGCCAUUUUGUCAAGUUCUACGCCCCGUGGUGCGGCCACUGCAAGAAGCUGGCGCCCGUGUGGGAGGAGCUGGCCGAGACGUUUGGCCACGUGGAGGAUGUCAGCAUCGCCAUGAUUGACUGCACGAGGUCACAGGUCAUCUGCAAGCAGUACGAGAUCCGGGGCUACCCGACACUCGUGUGGUUCGUCGACGGGAAGCAGAAAGACAAGUACCAAGGUGCUCGCACACACGAGGCUCUCAAAAAGUUUGUGGCCGAGCGGAUGGAGGAAGGUAGCCAGGAGGGGGAGGAGGAGGAGGAUGAGGGAGAGGAGGAGAACGCCGACGAUCUGGUACAGGUGGCUGAGGGCAAAGUCUUGGAUCUGAACCAGGCCAAUUUCAAGGCACAGUUGAAGGCUUCCAGUCUGAUCUUUAUCAAGUUUUUUGCCCCAUGGUGUGGUCACUGUAAGCGACUUGCCCCCACCUGGGAUGAGCUGGCGAAACACUUUGCCGACGAGGAGGUGGCUAUUGCCAAAGUGGACUGCACCCAGCACAAGUCUGUCUGUGAUGAUUACCAGGUACGAGGUUACCCGACCUUGAAAAUGUUCCGUGACGGCGAAGUGGUCAACGACUACCGGGGCCCCCGCGCCCUCGAGGACCUGAGUGGCUACGUGAAGAAAUACCUGGAGGAGAACCACGAUGAACUCCUCAUCUCAUCUCAUCUCAUCUUGCCUUCCAGGUGUGGUCACUGUAAGCGACUUGCCCCCACCUGGGAUGAGCUGGCCAAACACUUUGCCGACGAGGAGGUGGCUAUUGCCAAAGUGGACUGCACCCAGCACAAGUCUGUCUGUGAUGAUUACCAGGUGCGAGGUUACCCGACCUUGAAAAUGUUCCGUGACGGCGAAGUGGUCAACGACUACCGUGGCCCCCGCGCCCUCGAGGACCUGAGUGGCUUCGUGAAGAAAUACCUAGAGGAGAACCACGAUGAGCUCUGAUUGGCUGAGAGGAGAUGUUUGCGAAAAGAUUUAUAUGAUUGAUAUUUUUUUGUAGUUUGAAAGCGUUCGUUGUUUGGGAGAUUGAAAAUUUUUCUUUUUUUUUCGGUGCUUGGUGUGUAGUUUUGUUAGCGUAGCUGCAGCGGUUGAGUGUGAAAUGAUUGGUGUCUUUGAUGCGGUAAUUGUAAUUUGAUGCAGUAAGAGAUUUUGCUGUUGAUGUGUGGCAUUACUUGCUUUCUAAGAUUUUUCACGAUGAUGAUUGUAUUGAUGAUUGUCCUGUUGAUUUGAUGAUUGUCUAAUUAGAUUGGUGAUUGUCUUGUUGAUUUGAUGAUUGUCUAAUUAGAUUGAUGAUUGUCCUGUUGAUUUGAGGAUUGUCGAACUGGAUUGAUGAUUGUCCUGUUGAUUUGAGGAUUGUCGAACUGGAUUGAUGAUUGUCAGAUUACAAAGAUGACUGCAGUGUGCUUUGUGUGUUUGAUUGUUUGGUCAGUUUCAUGACGUACACAAUGCUGCCAUCAUUCACCACUGACGAGGCAAGGUCUUUUUUUUUGUAAAAAGAAAAAAAAGAAGUAUUUAGAGUAGUUUGAUGAGCUAGCUUUGUUGUUUGAUAUCUGUGGGCAUUUGUCGGUGGAGGGAUCACUGGCUUUGUAAGUGCAUUCUGUGUGUGUGAGCGAGUGUGUGUGUGUAUGUGAAUAUGUGUGUGAGUGUGUGUAAUUGUGUGCGCGAGCGAGUCUGUAUGUGUGUGUGUGUGUGCUUGUGUGUCUGUGAAUGCUUGAUUGUUGCGUAUGCGUAAGAGGGUAUAUAUAUGUGUGUGUGUGUGUGUGUGUGUGUGGGCGUAUGUGCACAUGAGAAAGCGAACGAGUGCCAUCGACUGUUGUUUCGCAUGCUGUUUCAACAACAUGUCUCUGGAUUUGAAGCAGGUGGUGCACUUUUUGUAAAGACAUAUUUGCUAAUUUCUCAACAAUGUUGGUAAUGCGUCUCCUUUCAAUAAAACUCCACCUUGCCUUUUGAUAAAGUUUGUUGUAUGGUAUUAACCUCAUCACUUCCAGACAUUAGACUGGUUUUGAGCUUUUUACAGCUGGGUUUUAUUAUUUUUUUUGCUUUGUUUUUUGUUAAAUUUUUUGAUUAAAUGAAAUCAUGUUGUUUUUUAUUUUGUUUUUGUUUAUUUUUUAAAAUAUUAAAUGAAAUUAAUAGUGACUAGGUGGUUAUUGAAUGUCUGUUUGUCUGUAUUUUGUGGCUGGGGUAAUGUUUUUGAGUGGGAGUUUGGGAGCAUUUGAGACGAGUGGGUCUUGAGCCAGUGGCUGUUUCUUCACUUUUUGUUCUUGUUAGUGCUUCUUCUUCCUGGUUUGUUGACUACUUCAAAGAUAUAUAUAUAUAAUUGUUGUUAGUGCUUCUUCUUCCUGGUUUGUUGACUACUUCAAAGAUAUAUAUAUAUAUAUAAUUGUUGUUAGUGCUUCUUCUUCCUGGUUUGUUGACUACUUCAAAGAUAUAUAUAUAUAUAUAAUUGUUGUUAGUGCUUCUUCUUCCUGGUUUGUUGACUACUUCAAAGAUUAUAUAUAUAAUUGUUGUUAGUGCUUCUUCUUCCUGGUUUGUUGACUACUUCAAAGAUAUAUAUAUAUAUAUAUAUAUAUAUAAUUGUUGUUAUUCUUGUACAGCAUAAUAAAACUACACAUUCACAUGCCUUUUGCACGUAAUACACGAGAGAUAGAUUGAUAAAUGAGUGAGUCGUGAGUGAAAGGAAAUUUGAGUAAAUUUGUCUCACUUUUACCGUAAGUAGAUUGCAAUGUGCAGACUCUCAUGAACAGUUUGUGAAGGGGAUUAAAUGAAACUUUGUAUGAA
Messenger RNA from Aplysia californica (California sea hare), 3381 nucleotides. RefSeq names its product thioredoxin domain-containing protein 5 homolog. NCBI's taxonomy places the organism in Eukaryota, Metazoa, Mollusca, Gastropoda, Aplysiida, Aplysiidae. Gene Ontology annotation, molecular function: protein disulfide isomerase activity. The transcript has 11 exons. The coding region runs from base 49 to 1548 and encodes 499 amino acids. Gene Ontology annotation, cellular component: endoplasmic reticulum. Gene Ontology annotation, biological process: protein folding. The record is from RefSeq and is a predicted model, not a curated record.